GACGAAUAGAUUUUUCUUUUUUUGAAAAGAAAUUUCAUCGGAGUUUCAUUUCCUUGGAAAAGGUGCAUAACGCUGUGCGCCACCAAAAAAUGGCGUUCACCAACUCAUCAAACGAUAACAAUAAGACCAGCAAUGAUGAGCGAGUUUCCAUCGAAGCCGCCAAUGAAACAACACCGCUUCUAGCCGCCUCUCCCGUAGCAGUAGCAAGCGAUUCAGUCGUCGCUGAAGCUAUCAUCGAGGAAAAUGAAUCGCAUCGGCCUUUGCUACAGAAGCCUGAAGAUAAGCCAUUGCCCAAGCUGCAAAUUUUCUUGCUCUGCUAUGCGCGACUCAUUGAGCCUAUUGCGUUCUUCUCUAUUUUCCCGUACAUCAAUCAAAUGGUACAGGAAAAUGGACACUUGGAAGAAGCAGACGUAGGCUUCUAUGCCGGACUUAUCGAGUCCCUUUUCUCCCUCACCCAAAUGCUUGUGAUGCUGGCUUGGGGCCGUGCGGCCGACCGCUGGGGACGCAAACCAGUCCUCGUGUCAUCAUUGGUCGGCAUCGCCAUUUCCACCUCACUUUUCGGACUUGCGCACUCCAUAUGGCAGAUGAUAGUCCUGCGAUGCCUUGCCGGUAUAUUCGCAGGCACCGUCGUCACCAUUCGUACUAUGCUCGCCGAGCAUAGUACCCCACACACUCAGGCCCGCGCUUUUAGCUGGUUCGCAUUCAGCGGCAAUAUGGGCCUGUUUUUGGGACCUUUAGUCGGUGGCGCUCUAGCUGAUCCCGCGCAUCAAUACUCCGGGACAUUCGGGGGUAUACCGUUCUUUGAGAAAUACCCCUACGCUCUAUCUUCCAUCGUGGUCGGAUGUAUAGGUUUAACAGCCGUAGCCAGCAGCGCGCUCUUCCUGGAAGAAACGCUGCACAAGAGUAAAGUCCCCAAACCAAACACUACUAACCCCGACAGCGAAGUAGAAGCCGGCGCACCCACCGAACCAGCGUUAUCUUCCACCCUAGACCUCCUCAAAGCUCCAGGCGUCGGCAUCGUACUAUACAACUACGGCCACGCCAUGCUCUUGGGUUUCGCCUACACAGCCAUCGUCAACGUAUUCUGGUUCACGAACCCCAAACUCGGCGGCUUCGGUUUUAGCUCCCUUCAAAUCUCACUCUUCAUGGGUCUAACCGGUCUCUCGCAAGCGAUCUGGCUCCUCGUCCUCUUCCCGCCACUUCAACACCGUUUCGGCACCAACGGCGUCCUACGUGCCUGCGGUAUCGCAUACCCAUUCUUCAUGGUCAUCAUGCCUUUCCUGAAUCUAAUCUUAUACCAAGGAACCCGCGCAACAGAAAUUGUAUUCUUCAUUCUCGCCCCAAUUCUCGUGAUCCUCGGCUCAGGCGUUAGCAUGGCGUUUACCGGUGUUCAACUCGCGCUUAACGAUGUAUCGCCAUCACCUAUGACACUCGGUACUCUUAAUGCCCUGGCACUUACCAUUACAAGUGGCCUGCGUGCUUUUUGCCCCGUAUUGUUUGCGAGUCUUUUCGCCGUUAGUGUAAAGAAGCAGCUACUUUUCGGUUAUCUCAUCUGGCUUGUCUUGGCUAUUAUUGCUGUUGGUUUCACUGUCUCGACACGGUUUUUACCUGCUGCUAGCGAGAAGGAUUACGAUCGCGUGGUUGAAGAAGACGACGAUGAGAAUUAACAGGAGGCAAACGAGAAUAUUUGAAUGAAGCAAUUUUGGAGGGUUGAAAAAUAGUUAUGUAAAUUUUGCUGUAGCACAUAAAUCAUUGAACCGAAAUAUGUGACAGCUACCUGGGUAGUCUUGUUUUGAUUGUAGGUUGGAUACGAGAUGACUAAGUGGCAGCGACCGACGAAUGUUAUGCGACGACUACAAUGGAAGAGUAGA
Molecule: messenger RNA, 1871 nt
Organism: Hypoxylon trugodes
Lineage: Eukaryota; Fungi; Ascomycota; Sordariomycetes; Xylariales; Hypoxylaceae
Product: MFS general substrate transporter
Exons: 2
Coding region: 90-1667 (525 amino acids)
Biological process (GO): transmembrane transport
Molecular function (GO): transmembrane transporter activity
Source: RefSeq, a predicted model, not a curated record